Messenger RNA from Doryrhamphus excisus (bluestripe pipefish), 3366 nucleotides. It is a transcript of the gene kctd5b, whose product is annotated as potassium channel tetramerization domain containing 5b. Gene Ontology annotation, molecular function: cullin family protein binding. NCBI's taxonomy places the organism in Eukaryota, Metazoa, Chordata, Actinopteri, Syngnathiformes, Syngnathidae. Gene Ontology annotation, cellular component: cytoplasm; Cul3-RING ubiquitin ligase complex. Gene Ontology annotation, biological process: proteasome-mediated ubiquitin-dependent protein catabolic process; protein homooligomerization. The record is from RefSeq and is a predicted model, not a curated record.
GAGUGUAGCGGAGAGGCCAAGGCUUGGAUAGUUCCCGUCAACCUCACAGCAGACAGCGGAGCAGAGGCGAGGUUCGGGCCAAGGAGAGAAGACCGAGGCGAGGGAUGGCAGAGAACAACUCCGAAAGCAGUGGCUCCGUUUACCGCCGGUGCCUGACUCACUCUCCGGCGGAUAGAAACGUCCCCUCCGGUGCUGGGUCGUCGAAAUGGAUUCGGCUAAACGUCGGAGGGACUUAUUUUUUAACAACUAGACAGACAUUGUGUCGCGAUCCGAAAUCGUUUCUUUACAGGCUGAGCCAAGCUGACCCGGAGCUCGAUUCUGACAAGGAUGAAACUGGUGCCUAUCUCAUCGACAGAGACCCUACUUAUUUUGGACCGGUGCUCAACUACUUGAGGCAUGGAAAACUGGUGCUCAACAGGGACCUAGCAGAGGAAGGUGUCCUCGAAGAAGCGGAGUUUUACAACAUCACAUCGUUAAUAAAGCUCAUCAAGGACAAGAUCAGGGACAGAGACUGCAAGACAUCGCAGGUGCCAGUGAAGCACGUGUAUCGAGUGCUGCAGUGCCAAGAAGAGGAGCUGACACAGAUGGUGUCAACCAUGUCGGAUGGCUGGAAGUUCGAACAGCUUGUCAGUAUAGGUUACGGGCGGGCCCACCAAUCAGAGUUUCUGCUCAUUGUGUCAAGGGAGGUGAAGGGAGAGGCGCCGGCUUUGCCAAACAACAGCGGAGAGCUGGUCAGCAUCGGCUCCUCUUACAACUACGGCAACGAAGACCAAGCUGAGUUCCUGUGCGUCGUCUCCAAGGAGCUGCACAAUCAAUCCUACGGGACGAACAGUGAGCCCAGUGAGAAGGCAAAGAUACUUCAGGAAAGGGGUUCCCGAAUGUGAAGAGGAUUGAGUAUUAUGAGCUGCAGGUGUUAUGAUGCAAACAUAUCAUCCUUGUGGAAGACUUACUUGGCACAAAGGAGAUUUCAAGUGGGCGGGGGGGUUUGUGCGUUUAUUUUGUGUUCUCCCUCCAUUUUAUUAUUAUUUUUUUUAUUUCUUGGCAUAAAUACAACUGCUUACUGAGAAUUUGUGCCUGUACAUUUUGAACUGGAACUUUGAACUUGAGGCAGUUUUGCUUUUUUUUUUUUUCUUUUAAGCUAAUUGAAAAAACUUGGCCGUCAUCAUAUUGGCCAGUGAUUCUCUCAGGGUCAUCUAUGUAGUUAAUUAAAUCCUGCAACUUGCUCUGGUAUCACAUUCAAAAUAUAUAUUUUUUUGGAGAUGGUAAGAAGGGAAUUAGCUUUUAUUUACAAACAUGAAACAAGUUUGGCAGAGGUUUGUGGUCAUGGUACUACUUGAUUAUUCUGUAGCGCCAUGCAUUGUCUUCCAACAAGGCAGCAUUGCCCCUUUACAGAUGCAUGUGGUCGGCACUGCACUGUGGAACACUCAUAAGGAUAUUUCAGCCUUUCCUCUGCAAACAUUUAAUACUCCUAUUGCUGCAUUUGAUCGGUCAUAUUUUUGCAAAUCUCAAUUGGAGACUUCAUGUUUAUACACUUUAUAUAAGUCAUUUUCUUUUUCCGGCUGACUUAUUGCUUUUAUGUUUUUUUUUUUUAUUUGAGGGAACAUGUGUUUUGAUAUUUUUGGGGGUAGAAGUAUUUUUUUGCGUAGGAGGAUUGCGGACUGGAGCUGUUUUUGAUGACAGUGAACAAAUAUCUGUUCAUAUCCAGAGAAUUUUACUUUUGGUGUAAAUAAUCAAAAACCAAUAUGGAUAUUUAACUCCUUUAAAACAAAUGCACGUUUUGUACACUGUAUAGAAAACCCGCAACUUCAGACGGAAGUUGUUUAUACUGGAUUGUUUAAAAAAAAAAAAAAAAAAAAAGAAUCUUGACGAUAUUAGCCUGUUUUGCAUAGUUUGUACAGGAUUUAAGAGAUUUCUGAGUGAGAUUGAACAAGGUGUCUUUUCACUGAGAACAUGCCUGGACAUGCUUUUAUUAACAAUAACAAAGCGAUACUCAGCUUUGAAGUUGACUGUUACAUUAUAAACUUGUACUUUUUUUUUUUUCCCCCGCCUCCCCCCCCUGCCAUGUGACAGAUUCUUCUAAACAUUUUGAAUUGUGUCGUUAAUACACAGCAUUACAAGCACUACGGUGGUAACACAACACUGCGCGCAUUGCAAACAGCCUGUAAUGUUACUGUAAAUAUUGCAACAUUUACAACACUUAUUUGUGUGUUUUUUUUUUACAUAUUUUCAGGUUUGAUGUGCAGAUUUGAUAGGUUUCAUUCACAAAUAAUAAUUUAGUGCCCCCCCCCCCCCCCCCCCCCUUCACCCUAUUGACCAAAAUCCAAUGUCUUACGUGUAUUGCACACAUUGAUAUUUAGUGUCAGGGAAGAGCAAACUUUUCUUAUUGUCAGCACACUUUGUACAUAUGCUAACAACACUCUUAAGACUUCCACUUAUUCAUACACACUUACUAAAACAGUUUUAUAUUGUUAAAGAUUUAAGUAUGGAUGCAUGUUUAUUUUUUUUUUUUUUUUAUACUAUAGACACACAUAUUUCCCCUCGCACAAGGGCUUUUAAAAUUGAGAUUAUCAACAAAAAAGGUUCAGUCACACCAGACUGGGUGUUCUGCAAGUGCUAGGCUGUGUUUACAUUUGCUAUAGUAUACGGAAGCCUUCCAAUGUUGUAUGUACUGUGUUGCACACCUUCAUGCAUGUAAACAAUGUGUGACUGUAUCCAUGGCAACGAGCACUCCACAUGAACUGAUGACACAGACGUGCUGAGUGAUGAUACCACACUCCAUCCAUCUAUCCAUCCAUCCAUCCACUUGAGCGUUGCAGACAAUCUUCAUUUCUGCCUUGUGAUGGCAGAGAUGCUGGAGUUUAACACGAUGAAACUUACCUUCGUGGGUUCAGAGCAGCGGUACUGUUUUUUCUGGCAGUUACAUUUAAUGGCGUGGCUGUUCAGUAACCUCAGUGGAGAUGUUUAAAAGGGCCUGGAGAUGAUGCUUACAGCCCUUCACAAUCAGGUUACGUGGUUGACUAUUUGGCAUGCAUAAUACUUCUUUGUGUGAUGGAAAAAUCGUACCAGAUCUGUAGCCUACUACUUUUAAGUGCCCUGCUUGUGUUACAUUCAAGUCAUAAUAUUACCACACCAUGACCACCACGAUGAUGCAUGAGUCAAGAUGAUCACAUUUGUAAUAGAAAGAAUGGUUUGUCAUUUUCUCCCCACUCCUCAAUUAAAUAGUUACAUCAAUAAAUAAUGUUCUCAUAUCACUAAGUACAUCACUACUAUACGAUCUUAUGCAAUGUGUAUAAACUAUGAAUAAGAUGAAGGGGAUAAAUCGUGGUCUCGCGCAAAGUAAACCCAAUAAAAAUGUUGUCAGUCAAA